This is a messenger RNA of Caenorhabditis remanei, 942 nucleotides long. RefSeq lists its product as uncharacterized. NCBI's taxonomy places the organism in Eukaryota, Metazoa, Nematoda, Chromadorea, Rhabditida, Rhabditidae. The coding region runs from base 1 to 942 and encodes 313 amino acids. The transcript is spliced from 9 exons. The record is from RefSeq and is a predicted model, not a curated record.
AUGACUGGUGACAUCGUGAUUGAUGGGAAGAAUGCGACGACUCUUUUGGAGAAUCAUUUCCAGUUUCCUAUUUUGCAACAAAAAUUCAUGAAAAUCGAAAAUUGGACCGGAUCAAUUAAAAUCAUUCACACAGACUUCCAGAACUUGUCUUUCUUCAAAUCUUUAGUAUCUGUUAAAACUGAUUUUCCAGGUUCUUCUUUUGACGAAGAUGACAUUCAUAACGAAAUGAGAUACGCAACGUUUUGGAUAGAAUCGAACCCCAAUAUUACAAGUCUUGGGAUUCCAAGUUUGAAGCAGGUUACCGCUGACGUGUUACCAACAAUAAGAACAGUCUAUGGGUUUUAUUUGAAAAAUAACGCUGAACUCUGUUUGUCGGAUAGUGAAUUUUGGAUGUUGAGAAAAAUGGAAAGGUCAUUAUUAUUUGGGAUGAAGAUAUGUGGAGCUGUUACAAAACAAUAUUGUUACCAAAGUCAUUUCGACCACACCAAUCUACCUCUUGGCUGUCAAAUUCUUCUGACGGGUAUAUGGUUAAAUGAGAUUAAAAAAUAUAAGUUGACGUUUGCGAUGUUUCCAUUGAGUGUUUUAUUAUUCCUCUUCUCUUUCAUCAGUAAUGCUUGCGUGUGUGGUGCUAUGUCGCAAAUACCAGAACCAUUUAAGAAUGAAAGGGCACCUCAAAAUCUAACAUCACUCAGUUUGUUUCUCCAGGCGUUGUUCAUUCUGAUUGUCGGUUUAUUUUCCGAAGGUCUCAACCAUAUGUUUUCAUCUUCUCCAGCAUUGGUCCAACAAGUCCGCGACUUUGAUUAUUUUUUCUAUUUUUGGGGCAGCAUAAUCAUGAGAUGGCAUUACGCUAUAAUUCUAUUAAUUCAAACAGCAUUCAUUUCUCACACGUUCGUCAUGUUCUCAGUUGACGAUAUUCCUACACCAAAGCAUGUUUCACCCUGA